This is a messenger RNA of Malaclemys terrapin pileata, 2169 nucleotides long. It is a transcript of the gene SAV1, whose product is annotated as salvador family WW domain containing protein 1. Bases 185 to 1336 code for a protein of 383 amino acids. NCBI's taxonomy places the organism in Eukaryota, Metazoa, Chordata, Testudines, Emydidae. The record is from RefSeq and is a predicted model, not a curated record. The transcript has 5 exons. Gene Ontology annotation, molecular function: protein binding; molecular adaptor activity. Gene Ontology annotation, biological process: apoptotic process; regulation of cell population proliferation; hippo signaling.
CGCGGAGGGGCGGCCCCGCACAUGGCUCGGCUGCGGCCCGGCCCCGUUCCUCCGGCACUGAGCGGGUGAGCGCCCGGGGCCUGCGCGCCGCCCUGCGGGGACGAUGCAGCCGGGAGCCGCGCGGAGCAGCGCCGGGGGCCGCGCGGAGUGAGGCGGCCGCGGGCCCGAGCCCCCCGGCGGGGGGAUGCUGUCCCGGAAGAAGACGCGCACGGAGCUCUCCAAGCCGGGCGAGGUGCAGGGCAAGUACGUGAAGAAGGAGACCAGCCCGCUGCUCCGCAAUCUGAUGCCUUCAUUUAUCCGUCAUGGUCCGACCAUUCCAAGGCGAACUGAUAUCUGCCUUCCUGACUCGAGUUCUUCUGCCUACUCUGCUGGAGGGGAUGGAAUAGUUUCUAGAAACCAGAGUUUCCUUAGAACUCCAGUUCAGAGGCCACCUCAUGAAAUAUUGAGGCGAGAAAGCAACAGACUAUCUGCGCCUUCCUAUCUUGCAAGAAAUUCGGCUGAUGUCCCUCGGGAAUAUGGUUCUUCCUCCCAGUCCUUUUUAACAGAAGCUAACUCUGUUACAGAAAAUGGAGAUGCUGGUGCCCGCUAUUACUAUGAUUUUUAUGAUGGUCAAAGGAGGCAUCAGCUAAGUGAUCGUGUACAUGAGAACUAUAGAUAUUAUGAACAUAACAAUGAUCUCUUCCAAAGGAUGUCACAGAGUCAAGGGAGGCAUACUGCAGGCAUUGGCAGGAUUCCUGCUACAUCACUAGGAAAUUUAACAAAUCACAGUUCUGAAGAUUUACCUCUUCUUCCUGGCUGGUCAGUGGACUGGACUAUUAGAGGAAGGAAAUACUACAUUGAUCAUAACACUAAUACAACUCAUUGGAGCCAUCCACUUGAGCGUGAGGGGCUGCCUCCUGGAUGGGAAAGAGUUGAGUCAGCAGAAUUUGGAGUGUAUUAUGUAGAUCACAUCAAUAAAAGAGCUCAGUACAAACAUCCCUGUGCUCCCAGCGUUCCUCGUUAUGAUCAACCUCCACCCGUGACUUAUCAACCACAGCAAGCUGAGAGAAGCCAGCCCCUUCUAGUGCCUGCAAAUCCAUACCACACUGCAGAGAUUCCUGACUGGCUACAGGUCUAUGCCAGGGCUCCUGUAAAAUAUGAUCACAUUCUGAAGUGGGAACUCUUCCAACUAGCUGAUCUAGAUACAUACCAGGGAAUGUUGAAGCUACUCUUCAUGAAAGAACUGGAACGAAUUGUUAAACUGUAUGAAGCAUACAGGCAAGCCCUUCUCACAGAGCUGGAGAACCGCAAGCUAAGGCAGAAGUGGUAUGCACAACAACACGGCAAGAAUUUUUAAGCUAACAGUUUUUUUAAAUGGAAUUUCAAUGAGAACACUAAGAGCUUUAAAAGAUUUUUAUUUUUUUUAAACCAUGAACAAAUGCUUUGGUUUAAAAGGCAGCUUAUUUUUGUUGAUGUUGCACCUUUGUCAUUAAUUAUCCUCUUGAAUGUUUUUCUACAUAUAUAAGGUAUUGUUUAUAGAAUGAAAAACAUGUUUGUUAUUCUUUUUCUGUACAAAAAAGUUAGUUUAUUAUUCUGGUAUCUCCUUUUAGCAGAGAGCUGUAUUAAGAAGCUGUCUAUAUAUUUUUACAUGGUGAUAAAUGCAAAUAUAAGGAAUGUCCUGGAUGCAAAACAAUGUUUUUAAAAUCCAAAUUAAUAAGUUUAUUUCCCUUCAGAUGCCCUGUGUGUCUCUGGGGAGAGUCUGUUCUUUGUGCAACAUCUACACUAAGAUGUUUACUGCUUUAAUGUACAGAAACACUGACACUGUUAUUUUACAGUAACACUCAGUAAUAUUACUAAAUAGUGCAGAAGCAUAGAUGUUUUUUCCCCAAUCGGAACAAAAUGCUUCAUUGAUGAAGUAUGAGGUGCCUUAUAUUUUUUACUAUGUUAUAUGCAUCGUAUCACUUUAGAUUUGCCAGCAGUCUGCACAGAACUUUGUCAUGGGGCAAGAUAACCUGCAGCCUCUUCAAAACUAAGGGCCGGUCUGCAGUUCAAAGAUACCUCUACCUCGAUAUAACGCUGUCCUCGGGAGCCAAAAAAUCUUACUGCAUUAUAGGUGAAACUGCGUUAUAUUGAACUUGCUUUGAUCCACCGGAGUGCGCAACCCCGCCUCCCCUCCCCCCCUUCCCUCCC